Messenger RNA from Lagenorhynchus albirostris (white-beaked dolphin), 1941 nucleotides. It is a transcript of the gene HOXA5, whose product is annotated as homeobox A5. The transcript has 2 exons. Gene Ontology annotation, biological process: anterior/posterior pattern specification; regulation of transcription by RNA polymerase II. The record is from RefSeq and is a predicted model, not a curated record. Lineage: Eukaryota; Metazoa; Chordata; Mammalia; Artiodactyla; Delphinidae. The coding region runs from base 19 to 1164 and encodes 381 amino acids. Gene Ontology annotation, cellular component: nucleus. Gene Ontology annotation, molecular function: DNA-binding transcription factor activity, RNA polymerase II-specific; RNA polymerase II cis-regulatory region sequence-specific DNA binding.
CGGGUCGGAAGCGGAGGGAUGCGCCCUGCCUCCAGCGGGUGGCGCUCGAGUCCGACUGAACGACGGCGGCGAGUGGCGGGCACGCGCCUGGGGCGCGCGCGCCACUCCUCUCGCCUCCACCCAACUCCCCCAUUAGUGCCCGAGUUUACCUCUAGAGGUCAUCAGGCAGGAUUUACGACUGGACAACAAAAGCACGUGAUUCGAAGUCGUACCCCAUAUUUGGGUGCCUACGUAGGAGGGAACCAAGUACAUGUCCCAGUCAUUUCCAUAAUUCAUCAUAAAUUGUGCAAGGGUGCUAUAGACGCACAAACGACCGCGAGCCACAAAUCAAGCACACAUAUCAAAAAACAAAUGAGCUCUUAUUUUGUAAACUCAUUUUGCGGUCGCUAUCCAAAUGGCCCGGACUACCAGUUGCAUAAUUAUGGAGAUCAUAGUUCCGUGAGCGAGCAAUUCAGGGACUCGGCGAGCAUGCACUCCGGCAGGUACGGCUACGGCUACAAUGGCAUGGAUCUCAGCGUCGGCCGCUCGGGCUCCGGCCACUUUGGCUCCGGGGAGCGCGCCCGCAGCUACGCGGCCAGCGCCAGCGCGGCGCCCGCCGAGCCCAGGUACAGCCAGCCUGCCACGUCCACGCACUCGCCUCCGCCCGACCCGCUGCCCUGCUCCGCCGUGGCCCCUUCGCCCAGCAGCGACAGCCACCACGGCGGGAAAAACUCCCUGGGCAACUCCAGCGGCGCCUCGGCCAACGCCGGCAGCACCCACAUCAGCAGCAGAGAGGGGGUUGGCACGGCGUCCGGAGCCGAGGAGGACGCCCCCGCCAGCAGCGAGCAGGCGAGCGCUCAGAGCGAGCCGAGCCCGGCGCCGCCCGCCCAACCCCAGAUCUACCCCUGGAUGCGCAAGCUGCACAUAAGUCAUGACAACAUAGGCGGCCCGGAAGGCAAAAGGGCCCGAACGGCCUACACGCGCUACCAGACCCUGGAGCUGGAGAAGGAGUUCCACUUCAACCGCUACCUGACCCGCCGAAGAAGGAUUGAAAUAGCACAUGCUCUUUGCCUCUCCGAGAGACAAAUUAAAAUCUGGUUCCAAAACCGGAGAAUGAAGUGGAAAAAAGAUAAUAAGCUGAAAAGCAUGAGCAUGGCGGCGGCGGGAGGGGCCUUCCGCCCCUGAGUAUUUGAGCGUUUAAAGUACUGAGCAGUAUUAGCCGGGUCCCGCGUAGUGUCAGUCCUAAGGUGACUUUCUGAAACUCCCUUGUGUUCCUUCUGUGAAGAAGCCCUGUUCUCGUUGCCCUAAUUCAUCUUUUAAUCAUGAGCCUGUUUAUUGCCACUAUAGCGCCUGUAUAAGUAGAUCUGCUUUCUCUUCAUUUCUUUGUCCUGAAUGGCUUUGUCUUGAAAAAAAAUAGAUGUUUUAACUUAUUUAUAUGAAGCAAGCUGUGUUACUUGAAGUAACUAUGACAAAAAAAGAAAAGAGAAAAAAACCACAAAAAAGUCCCCCUUCGACCUCGUUUAGUGCCAAUGUUGUGUGUUGCACUCCAGUUGUUUAAUUGUGCAUGUGAGUGGAAGUGUUCCUGUCUCAAUAGCUCCAAGCUGUUAAAGAUAUUUUUAUUCAAACUACCUAUAUUCCUUGUGUAAUUAAUGCUGUUGUAGAGGUGACUUGAUGAGACACAACUUAACUUGUUCGACGUGUAGUGACUAGUGACUCUGUGAUGAAAACUGUGACUCUGAGCGGUGUGUCCCUGCGUGCCUUUGUAGGACCCUUUGCACGAACUCUGGAAGUGGCUCUUAUAAGCGCAGCUUCAGUGAUGUAUGUUUUUGUGAACAAAGUUACAAAUAUUGUCCAAGUCUGGCUGUUUAAGCAAACUGUGAUCAGCUUUUUUUUUUUUUUUGUAUUUGUUUUUAAGGAAAAAAUACUGACUGGAAACAAAAAAUAAACUUUCUAUUGUAAGUU